AUGAAUUACGUCGAUCAACAGCAGUUUAUAAUGCAACAUGGACAACGAAUGCAGAAUCCUCGGAUGAUUUCUGUGUCAACAGCGGUGACACCGCAACAGCUACAUCGGCAGCAGAGAUAUGGUAUGACGAUGAUGCAACCGGGUCAACAACCAGUACAAAUCGCAUCCGGACAGUAUGUACAGAAUCCACAAAUGCAGCCAAGGCUAUUGACAAUGAGUGAUGCGUUAUCUCGCUUGCCACCCGAAGUACAGCAGAUGGCUCAGCAACAAAUUAAUGCAGAGACAAAUGUUGAAAAAAAACGACAAGUCGCUUUAGGAUUUAUACAGGGACGUGUUCGACUAACGCAACAAUAUCCAGGACAAGGCACGAUGAAUACUGGUGGGAUGAUGAUUAGUGUUGGGCUGAAUCAGCAAGUUGGUAAUACACAAAUGGUGCGAAUGGGAACUGUGCAAGGCGGUCCAGUACCGUAUCCAGCACAAAGUGUUUCUUUGCAAACAGGUAUGGGACAAAUGGGACCAACACAGGUCUCUGUGCAGCGCAUGCCAAAUCAUUACAUGGCAAGUGGUAUAAGUGGUCCUCAAAGUAUACAAUAUCAAUCUCAAGAUCCUGGAAAUGUUCAAAAUUAUAACUCACAGCAGCAAAUUACUCUUACUCAGCCAUCAUCUGUAGGACCAACUGUACAGCAGACUUCUUCGCUGCAUCAUAAAGGCCCAAGCAGUGUUCCAUCCGCAAUUUAUGCGCCGUAUCAUCCUGAAAGCACGACUACGACACACAGUACAUCAGCUAGUGAAGGUGAUAAAAGUUCAGAUGAACCACUUUAUAGUCAGAAGCUAGAGUUAUUAAAACCUUAUCAUGAACAUAUUAAAAGAUUGCUCGAAAGAAAUCGUUUGGAUGGACAAACACCGAAGUCGAAGUUUGAGCGUCUUCUUGAAAUAAUGGAAAACAGACGGAAAGUAGAGUUGAAGCUUCUGGAAAAGUUGGUUGUUAGUGUGAGAAAUUUAAUCGAACGUGAUUCGCUUUGUUUCCCGUUGAUAGAUGCUUUACGUUUAGAGAGCGCUGAUGCGACGAAAACACCACUUCCGGAUCCUUGGAGUGACUUCCAUCAGUAUGCUAUAAGAGUUCCGGAAAAAGUAAUAAGCUUGGUCAAGGAAGAAAAAACGAAAGAUAAGGAAGACGUAAUACCAGUAAAACGAAUCAAAAAAGAGAAUGGUUCUGACGAACGCAUAACGGUGAUAUGCCAAGAUGGUUCACGGCUGGAAUUAUCACAAGAAGCAUCGGAUCAACUUCGGCCAUACAGUUAUAGGUUUGACUCUGAAUUUAUACCAAUAUCAGAUGAUUGUACAGAAGUUCAAGUAUUUAUCGAAAACAAUAUUCUUCUAGUACCACCAUUGCGAUUAGUGGUUCCUUUGAACUAUCCGGAAUCCAGGGCAUCCAUAUGGCGUGAUCGGUGGUCGUAUGGUGGUGUUAGCUUAGUUGAUGUCAAUACACAAUUUGAUAAGCGCUUAAACAUGGCUGUGAAUUGUCGAAGCAUCACGGAAAUUGUCAAUGCUUGGAAGCUUGCUUCUUUGCAUGUCCUAAAAAUUGGUAGUUCUAGCGCAAGCACAUAG
Messenger RNA from Cercopithifilaria johnstoni, 1608 nucleotides. Lineage: Eukaryota; Metazoa; Nematoda; Chromadorea; Rhabditida; Onchocercidae. The record is from the annotation of a GenBank genome assembly.